Messenger RNA from Sinocyclocheilus grahami, 2418 nucleotides. Its product is annotated as ras guanyl-releasing protein 3. Lineage: Eukaryota; Metazoa; Chordata; Actinopteri; Cypriniformes; Cyprinidae. The transcript has 16 exons. Gene Ontology annotation, molecular function: guanyl-nucleotide exchange factor activity; calcium ion binding. Bases 298 to 2418 code for a protein of 706 amino acids. The record is from RefSeq and is a predicted model, not a curated record. Gene Ontology annotation, cellular component: plasma membrane. Gene Ontology annotation, biological process: Ras protein signal transduction.
AUGCUUGGCUCUUGCACACCACACUGUUGUUGAUUGUACUUUCUUUCUUUCUUGUUAAGGGAGGCAUGAAUUUGUAGAGAGAUAUGCUGCAUGAUUCACACCUAUGCUGAGUCAAAAGAGCUCGAGUGUUCUGCACAGGCAGUGAGGCACAGAGUCAACCAUUGUUUUGCUGAGCACACUGAGCACAUUUAAAGGAGAAGAGAAGUGGAAGAGAGGAGAAAAGAAGAGAGAGAGAGGGUGACCUGCCUAAUGGCAGAGAGCUGGAUGUCCCAGUGAGGUCAGGGCGGACGGGAGGUCAUGGGGUCAUUUAUACUGGGGAAAGCUGCUUCUCUGGAGCUACUGCUGGAAGCCUGCAUUCGUGCGUUUGAUUAUGAAGGAGAGCUGCAUGAAAAUCAGCUUCCCCGAACUCUUCUGCUGAUGCAUCGCUGGUAUGUGUCCUCCACCGAGCUCGCUGGGAAACUUCUGAUUAUAUAUCGUGACUGUCGGGGAGAUGACUGCCAGCGGACACGACUGAAGAUUUGCUAUUUAAUGAGGUACUGGAUAGCUGAAUUCCCUGCAGAGUUUGAUCUGGAUCUAGGUUUGAUCCGUCUUACAGAAGAAUUUCGAGAUGCAGCCGCUCAGCUGGGUGGUGACGAGCACAUUAAACUACUUGACAUUUCUACAAUCCCCUCAUAUGACUGGAUGCGUAAACUGACUCAGCGAAAGAAACCGGUGAAGAAGGGUAAAGCGUCACUGCUGUUUGAUCAUCUGGAACCCAUUGAGUUGGCCGAACACCUCACCUUCUUAGAGUACAAGUCCAUCAGAAGGAUAUCGUUCACAGAUUACCAGAGUUACGUAAUUCAUGGCUGUCUAGUGGAUAACCCCACAUUAGAGCGCUCUAUCGCUCUGUUCAACGGGAUCUCCCAGUGGGUUCAACUGAUGGUUCUCAGUAAACUCACCCCUCAGCACAGAGCAGAGGUCAUCAACAAAUACAUCCAUGUUGCACAGAAACUGCUCCACCUGCAGAACUUUAACACGCUGAUGGCUGUGGUCGGGGGUCUGAGUCACAGCUCUAUUUCCCGCUUGAAGGAAACUCAUUCUCACCUCAGCCCAGAGGUCACCAAGAUCUGGAAUGAAAUGACAGAGCUGGUUUCGUCAAAAGGCAAUUACUGUGCUUACCGCAAAGCCUUCAGUGAAAGCGAAGGGUUUAAGAUCCCAAUCCUAGGUGUUCACCUGAAGGACCUGAUCGCCGUGCACGUGGUCUUCCCGGACUGGGUGGAGGAUGGGAAAGUGAACAUCGUGAAGAUGCAGCAGCUGUAUCUCACCUUUAAUGAGCUGGUGUCCCUGCAGAGCGCUGUGGCUCAGGUGGAACCCAACAUGGACCUGAUCUACCUGCUCACUCUGUCCUUGGAUCUGUACUAUACAGAGGAUGAAAUAUAUGAGCUGUCCCUGCUUAGAGAACCCCGUAACCCCAAAUCUCAGCCCACGUCACCCACAACGCCCAACAAACCUCUGGCUCCACUGGACUGGGCCUCUGGGGUCACCACCAAACCAGAUCCCUCAGUGGUCAACAAACACAUCAGGAAAGUUGUGGAUUCUGUCUUUCGUAACUACGACCACGACCAUGACGGAUACAUAUCUCAGGAAGACUUUGAGAGUAUCGCUGCAAAUUUCCCUUUCCUCGAUUCCUUCUGCGUGCUUGAUAAAGACCAGGAUGGAUUGAUCAGUAAGGAUGAGAUGAUUGCGUAUUUCCUGCGUGCCAACCCGCUGCUGCAGUGUAAGAUGGGGCCUGGAUUUAUUCACAACUUCCAGGAGAUGACUUACCUGAAGCCAACGUUCUGUGAACACUGCGCUGGAUUUCUCUGGGGGAUUAUUAAACAAGGAUACAAGUGCAAAGACUGUGGUGUGAACUGCCAUAAACAGUGUCGUGAGCUACUGGUUUUGGCGUGUCGACGUCUCCCUCGGUCCACAUCACUGGGCAAUGUGUCUCCUGGAGUGCUCACACACAGCUCUUUACCCAGCAGCCCCAACCUGCCCACCUGUAAAGAUGAUGAUGAGGUGUUUACGUUCCCUGCUGUGUCGCCAUCGUCAGGCUCUGACCUGGAGGGAAAGUCCAUCACCCUGAUGACCGGUUCAGCUCAGCGCAUCUCCGUGCGGCUCCAGAGAGCCACCACCAGUCAGGCCACGCAGACAGAACCCCUGUGGUCCGAAAAUGGCUGGGUGGCCAUUGCAGACAGCGGGUCACACACCUUCCCCAAAAUGAGGUACAGGCCACACCGCAAAGCAUCCAAGAGCAAAGGCUUUGCUCGCUGGGAGAACGACACACAGAGUUCGGCAGCGUCGAGGAACAGCAGGAACUCACAUGAGCACAGCGAAGAUUCACAGCAGAAUGGACUCGCACAACAACAUAUGAACAGAACUAGGACCUCUGAGGUAUGA